AUGGUGGCUGUGUUAGUUUGUAUUACAUUCAUUAUCAUGAGCGUCCUUGUGAAAGCUUUAUGCCGCGCCGGCUGCGGCGACCUCGGCGAUCCAGAACUCGAUUACCUCUGUGUGGAUUGUCAUGGUGAUCAGAUCGAACGGCGCCAACAAGAGGAAUUCAACAAAUACAUGGCCAAAGAAGCACAUACAACUUCUCAUGUGGAAGAAGACACGCCAAUUUCGCCAAGGAAACAUCGUGGGCCUCGCCCCGUGGAUCAUGCUAAAGCACUUGAUGAUUUCUUGCACCAGCAUCGUGAGCAGAAUUCUAACGCUGCUGCUGGUGAGCUGACGUUUUUAAAGCGGGAGAUUGCAGUACGAGAGACUGCCAAGAAGCAACUGCGGAAAUACAUGGUCGAGACUGAUGAAGAACAGCAAGUGGAUCCCAAGGAGUGGACGAGGUAUGAGUUAGGCCCACCUAAUCGAGUUCCGACGCACGAAGUGGAGGAGGCUGUGGAACUUGCAGCUCAGUUGAAACUCUACUGUCGCUGGAGGAAGCGUGUCGUGCAAAAGCGAAUUGAGGCUCGACGUCAUGAGUUAGAAGCAGAGCGUCUUGCAUUGAAGAAACACAAGAAGAAAGGAAUCCAUGUAGGUUUGCUGUCACUUAGAACACUGAGAGGAUCAACGAAGACGGCAGUGGCACAUGCCUCGCCCGAGCAGGCAAAGCAAGAUCCCGCUACUACAAACAAACGGAGACCAAUUUUGUCGGCUUGA
Molecule: messenger RNA, 750 nt
Organism: Phytophthora nicotianae INRA-310
Lineage: Eukaryota; Oomycota; Peronosporomycetes; Peronosporales; Peronosporaceae
Exons: 2
Coding region: 1-750 (249 amino acids)
Molecular function (GO): zinc ion binding; DNA binding
Source: RefSeq, a predicted model, not a curated record